Molecule: messenger RNA, 2502 nt
Organism: Neospora caninum
Lineage: Eukaryota; Apicomplexa; Conoidasida; Eucoccidiorida; Sarcocystidae
Product: putative ABC transporter
Exons: 5
Coding region: 1-2502 (833 amino acids)
Biological process (GO): transmembrane transport
Cellular component (GO): membrane
Molecular function (GO): ATP binding; ABC-type oligopeptide transporter activity; ATP hydrolysis activity
Source: RefSeq, a predicted model, not a curated record
AUGCCCGGGGUUUUGUCCAAAGACUCUUCGUCUCCGGACGCCCCUGCGUCCCGGGCGAGUCUUCUCCUCGCUCUCUUUCGGCGUUUCUGCCCGGAUAAAACGCGGAAAAGACUCUUUCUCGCGAUGUCUUCGCUCAUCCUGUGCAGCUCCUGCAACCUGGCGACGCCGACGUUGUUGGGAAUCGCGAUCGACGCUGCUUCCAAUUCUGCAGCUGCGAGCGCAGGACAUCCCGCGCGUGGACACCUCGCUGCCACAGGAGGCGCGACGCUCCAAGGGGCUGGCCUCUUUGGUGGAAUAGGAUCUGUCCUUUCGGGUGUAUGUACAGCUGUCGGCCAGGUGUUGCGGGGCGGAGGAAAGGAGGCGCUGAAGAACCAGCCGCCAAAGGUUCUCUUCACGUUGAUUGCUGCCGUCAUUUGCGUCGGAGCCGUCGCCAGCUUCGUUCGAACGUCGCAGCUGGAAACUGCCGAACACGAAAUGCGAGUGGAAGUGAGACGCCAGCUCUUUCGGACUCUUUUGUACAUGCCUCCGUCGCUCUUCCUCUUUCGCUCGCCUGGGCAUCUUCUUCCACUUUUCCUGGAGGACACAGAAGCGCUCGUCUCAGCUUUCACGCAGACGCACGCCCAGGCUCUCCGGUACACCAGCAGCGUGGUGGGGGGCUCUUCGUUGCUGCUUCUCAUUUCGCCGCGCGUCACAGCUCUCGCCCUCGUUCUCCUCCCCCUCGCGGGGUGUUCUGCCAUGCUUCUCGCCAAGCGGCUCCGUCGCCUCCGCGGUAUUCGCGAGAAAGAAGUGCAGGAGUGCACGGCGUUCCUCUCCGACCGGCUGUUCCAUGUGAAGACGGUGUACAUACACCAGGAGCAAGAACAAGAACUCUUUCGCCUGCAGAGCAGACAAGAUCAGGCUCUGGAGGCCGCGAAGGCCGCUGCGAUUGCCAACGGAUGCUUCUUUGGCGGUCUGUCGUUUUCGAUCAACUCGACGGUGCUCGCCCUCCUCACUUACGGCACCACGCUCGUCAAACGGGGCGUGCUGUCCUACGGCAGCCUGACAACCUUCGCCGUUUACUCGUCCAUGGUUGGCGUGGGAUUCAGCGGUCUGACUGCAGUGUUUUCCGAGCUCGCUCGGGCAGCCGAGGCGGGCGAGCGCCUUCACGCGGUUCUGUCGCUCGGAGACGGAGCGUCGGCGCUUGCUGCCGCAGGAGACCGCGCCGAGGGGAGCGGAAAUACGUUGGACACUGCGGAGACAGCCGCGCGUCUCCCGCUUGUCCGCAAGAUUUCCGAGUACCAGGAAGGGCGGGCCUCAGCAGGACAGGUUGCCGAGGCGGUCGUCGGUGAGAUCGCGUUCGCGAAUGUCUCCUUUUCCUACGCGGGAACUGGAGACUUCCAAGAGGGCCUCGCACAGGCGUCUCCACUGGCGUCGCUGGUGCCGUCUCUCGCGGCCUCGCCGGCGGAGGCGCGAAGUUCCUCUGAGGACGGGGGCGAAGGCGCGAUGCCAGAGACAGGCGAGGGAGUGGAGACACCGGAGCCGGGAGCAGGCGCGACAGCCGUGAAAAACAUAUCUUUCGUCGUUCCAGCUGGAUCUCUCACUGCGAUCACAGGAGCGAGUGGCAGCGGGAAAAGUACCCUGCUGAAGCUGCUGACCAAGCAAAUUCACCCUCAACAAGGCACCAUCACCCUUGACGGCGCGGACGUCCAGGCGAUUCCGACGCGGCUGCUUCUUCAAAAACUGCUGGGCGUCGUCAACAACGAGAGCACACCCUUGCUGACCGGGCUGAGUGUUCGGGAAAAUGUCAUGUACGGUUUGUGGACGCCGCCCGGGAGCCCGCCGUGCUCCCAUUUGCCUCCGCGCACGGACGAGAAUCGCCCCGGCGUCACCCCUGGCGAGGCUCCUUCCUCGUCUUCAGCCUCGUCGUCAGGCUCACUCGCCUGCUCGGAGGAACUGUUCGCGGAAGUGUGUCGCCUGUGCAACAUAGACCAAUUUCUGUCUGCUCCGAAUAUAAGCCGAGAAAACAUGCUCGUCGAGGGUACGAACGCGGGCUUCAGCACUGGCGAGCAGCAGCGUCUCGGACUCGCCCGUGCUCUGAUUAAGAACGCGGCAGUCCUCGUUCUCGACGAAGCGACAGCUCACCUGGAUGCGGAGAACGAGAGGGUUCUUCUUCACACGCUGCGUCGCGUCCUGCGAAAGGACCAGCGGCUCUCGGAGAGCGAGAGCGAAGACGACAGGGAGGAAAGCGCGGCGCGGCUUUUGAAGGGCGCGGUGAAAACGGUUGUGCUCAUCGCCCACAGCAAAGCAGCACUGCAGAUGGCAGACACUGUUGUCGUUCUGAAGGAGGGAGAAAUCGUCGAGAGUGGGCCGUUCGACGCGCUGAUCAAAAACAACGGCGAGCUGACGCGGCUGCUGAAACUUCAAGGCGAGCCUUCUGGGGAAGACACGAGCGAGAGAGGAGCAACCGACGGGGCAGAAGCGCCACAGCUCGUCUCUCAAGGCAGCUGGUGGUGGCGAGAGUAG